UUGUCGGCGGUUUUCAAGUGCGCACCUGAAACGCGCUUCAAACCAAAAACUUCAAGUUCCCAACAACAACAGCACUGAAAAAACCCAUAAAUCUAAACGUUCCUGAAGUGUUAAAAACAACUUGUAAUUUUAUUAAUAAAUAAAUUUUUUUUUGCCAUCGUUUGUGUAUAUUCCCAAAUAAUGUAUCUGGGAUUUGUGGCCUAUUUGGGAUUAUGCUGCCUUCUGCUGACUCAUCACUGUGCACAAGGUCAAGCAAAUAAAGUGUCAUCCAAGUUGGAUUUCGAUGACAUGGAGAGCAACAACCAGACCGGUGUGCCAGUUACAAUCGGGCAGGGACAGGGACAGGGACAGCAGGGUAACAGCGGCGGUGGCUAUGAUCAGGGAACAGGACGUGGAGGAGAUGGAGGAACUAGAGCUGGUACUGGAAGUGGCAACAGUGGCAAUCGACCGAAAAUACAUGGAGUGCGUGUAACGGUCGAUACGGGCGAUGGACAGCAGCAAACGAAAGCAGAGUCCAAGGAGAGCGUCGAAAUUACGGACUUGGGUAAACACAAGAAACGUGUGGGAAUCCACACGGACAUCACGUUCGAAAUAACCGCCGAGGGGGAGGCAAAUGAGACCAGCUCGGCACAGCAGCAGGGCGAGAAGGAGGAUGCCAGUGUGCCCAUUUACAAGGGUCGUGCCAGCAGCAGCCACAGUGGUGGCGACUCUAAGCACAAGUCGAGGCAACCCUACGAUCCCAAGUCACAAUGGAAUCCCAAUUAUUCCAGCGAACAUGCCGGCAAUCGACAUGGUUCCAGAUCCGACUCAGGAGGCUAUUAUCCCCAGUAUUAUCCGGAGCAUGUCUACACAAGCGGCAAUUCCGAUGUGGGCAGCAUUUAUCGCAAUGGCGAAACCUGGACGCAUUAUGUGCCCGUUUGGACCACUGAACGCUCUCCCCAUGAACAGAGUCAGCUGCAGCGACGUCCCAGUUGGAAGCCCUGCUACUGUAUGUCCUCCUAUGGCACCGACUACAGACGCCGGCGGGACAACAAAGGGAGCAAAGGGAUCCGAGGAUCCACCAGACGGGGAAUUGUCAAAACUGAUGUCCUUAAUGUCGAUGGCAAGUUGGAACAGCCUUUCUCAUAAAGAGUUCUUCCGCAAAAUUCUCAAAAAUCUUAUUGAAACCAUGAAAUGUAUUAUUGUUGCUGGGUAGUCAAAAAUUAAAAGAAAAUAAAUUUAA
Drosophila innubila is the source of this 1222-nucleotide messenger RNA. RefSeq names its product hyphally regulated cell wall protein 1. The transcript is spliced from 4 exons. The record is from RefSeq and is a predicted model, not a curated record. Bases 181 to 1128 code for a protein of 315 amino acids. NCBI's taxonomy places the organism in Eukaryota, Metazoa, Arthropoda, Insecta, Diptera, Drosophilidae.